Messenger RNA from Caenorhabditis bovis, 1731 nucleotides. The record is from the annotation of a GenBank genome assembly. Lineage: Eukaryota; Metazoa; Nematoda; Chromadorea; Rhabditida; Rhabditidae.
AUGAAUCGACAACGACCUGUUCCACUUCAAAUAUUCGUCGUAGUAAUGGGAUCAAUCAAUAGCUUUUUUGGUCGAAUUCAAAAACUGUUUCGACAAAAUCGCAAUCGUCAUGUAGUCGAUAUUACUGGAGCCAGUGGGCUACGUGGGCGUUACAUGAACAGGCAUAAUGCACCACCCGUCACACUGACAACUUCUUCAAUUCCCUCAUCAAUUGGGGACCGCCGAUUCCUGCUCAAAGUAUGCAAAACAAUGGACGAAGUCGUCAAGCUCUGCCAAUCUCAGAAGCUAAAUCUCAAAAGCUCACCGCCGUUCAUCCUCGAUAUUCUUCCCGACACUUAUGCACAUCUCAUGCUGAUAUUUACAAAUCACAAUAAUAUGCUUCGAGACAACGAGCUUCUUCGGAUAUUUAUGAACAAUUUAGUCUCCAAAUGCAAAGAAGUAUCGAAAUUGUUUCGUAAUACCUCAAUUUACGAUGAGAAAUCGGAAUAUCGACGGGCAUUGACAAAAUAUUCAUUAAUAUUAUCGCAUAUGCUCUUUGAGUUGAGAGCAGAAUUUCCAAAUGGCGUAUUUGUCGGAGACAAAUUCCGAAUCACCAAAAAGGCCGCUGAAGAUUUUUGGAAUUCUAAAUUUGGGAAAAGCAAACACAUUGUUCCGUGGCCAACAUUCUUGAAAGCGUUGGAGCAACAUCAUGGAGGACCGAUUUCAAAAGUUCAGGCGAUUGAACUGAAGAAAACACUUGACCUGUCCGAUGAUGGAUUCAUUUCUACAUUCGAGUUUGACGUAUUCACUAGGCUUUUUUACCCAUUCAAAACAGUGAUCAACAACUGGCAAACACUUACUACCGGUCACCCAGCAUAUUGUGCCUUUAUGACAUACGACGAAGUGAGAACCCGCUUGGAGUCUCUUGUUUCGAAACCCGGAAGCUACAUUUUUCGUUUAUCCUGCACGAGGCCCGGACAAUGGGCCAUCGGAUAUGUUGCACCAGAUGGAAGAAUUUAUCAAACAAUUCCACAGAACAAGAGCCUUAUUCAAGCGCUCUUCGAAGGAAGCAAUGAGGGAUUCUAUAAAUAUCCAAAUGGACGUGAUCACGACAUUUCUCUUGAUAAAUUGAUGGAGGCUGCACAAGCAGAGAGAGUUAUUGUUCAUGACGAUCAAAACGAUUUGUAUACUGAAAUGGGAACCACUUUUGAAAUGUGCAAAAUAUGCGACGACCAGCAUAAAAAUACUCGGAUUGAGCCUUGCGGACAUUUACUUUGUCAUCAGUGCUUAGUUCGUUGGCAAGAUACUGAAGGAGGUGGUGCUACUUGUCCAUUCUGCCGAUAUGAAAUCAAAGGCACCAAUGCAAUUGUCAUCGAUCGAGUUCCUGCUCAUCGUAGGCGAAACGUGAGAGACAAUAAUGAUGAGGAAGAAUUUGUUGAAAUGGACUUUGGAUACGAUGCCGAGACAAAUGAAGUUAAAGUGACCAUUGUUCCGCAGACUCCUGCAGUUCCAUCCGUCAGCGAUCUUCCUAUUGCUCCGCCUCCACUUCCACCAAGGCCACAAAACAGAGGAGGCCGCUCAAACUCAACGAGGCGGCAUGUUCGAAGUUAUGUGAAUGUGGAAGAAUCGUUGCCUUCCACUUCGACAGCACCAACUAUAACCGCCCCACCAUUGCCACCUCGUCCAGCCAAUAGCUCGCGCGCAAACUACGUCAAUGCACCUGUUAUUGGACAGAGACAUCUUCUUGAUUAG